Molecule: messenger RNA, 819 nt
Organism: Colletotrichum truncatum
Lineage: Eukaryota; Fungi; Ascomycota; Sordariomycetes; Glomerellales; Glomerellaceae
Source: RefSeq, a predicted model, not a curated record
AUGUCCCAGCGAGGUGUUGAACUAUUUGAUACCUUUCUCAAGAACAUCGCCCAAUACAAGGAGGGAGACUUUUCAUCAACAGCGUACCCUUUCGAUACAGACCAGCCGGUAUAUAUAGGAGAGCUCAUUGAUCCAAAACGACAAGGCAUCUCCCUGAAAUAUGCGUUCUAUGUACUGGUAAAUGAGUCGGACCAUGGAGAAGAUAACCUGUUCAAGCAGGCGCUUCUGCUGGAGAGCGGAGAUGAAGAGGGUGAAUGUGAUAGCGUGGCCGACUAUGAGGUUCUUUUGUUCCUGGACUUUGGUGGGCAUAACAUGCUAGAAAUGAUUGAUUUUGGUGGGGAUAUGGACAUCGACCUCCUUCCCGAGGAAAUCAACAAUUGUUUCGAGCAGUCGGUCGAAGAAAUCCUCAACAUAGCCAAAUCCAAUAUCGAAAUGGUCUCACAGCUGAAGGGAGUCACGCCGGUCGUCGUUGUAUCCGGGGGCACGGCCAAGCAUGUGGUGAUCAAAAGGCGCCUAAAGGACAUUUGCAGUAAGAAUGGUAUACAAAAACUGCGAUUCGUCGCCGAUCUCAACAUUGAAAACGAAUCGGGUUAUAUUGCUCGAGGGGUUGCGUAUGCGGCUUGUAACCGCAUGACGAUUGAGCAAUAUUUCCGACGAGGGGCAGCAUUUGGCCUUCAACGAAAACAAAAUCCUAGUCGAGGGAAGGGAAACCCCGAUGGCAUAUGGGAUGAUGAAGCCUCUCUUGUUUUCAGCUUGGUAAGUGGUUGGGCCGAUGCUUUAGCCGUCUUAGACCAUUUGUUUAUCGAUUCAGCAGAAUAA